AUUUUUUUAGAUGUUUACUUGUUGAGGAAUUGAGAAUUUUUUUAAACUUAAAAUUUAUUUAGUAAUUAUAUUACCAUGGAUAUUAAUCAAUCAGCAAGAAAAAAGAUACGAAAUAUAAAAUCCAGAAUGAAUGACAUUCGAUUGGAAGGUCCAGAUGGAUUGUGGUCAUGGAUUGUGGCGCUUGCAUGCGGCGCUGUCAUGUUCAUUUUUGUGGGAUUUGUAAGACUUUCUGGCAUGAUGUUCGUGUCUGUCCUGGAGACUUUCCAAGUGGACAGAAACACGGCUGCAAGACCCUUCUGUACUCAUUACUCUGUGGUGUCAAUUCUAGGUCCCAUUGGAGGAAUGCUGUGCCAGAAGUAUGGGGCUCGACGUAUCUCUAUUAUUGGAGGAGCUGUGGCCAGUACAAGUGCAGCUCUUUGUUUCUUCGCACCGAAUGUUGCUUGGAUAACGUUUUUAUGGGGUAUUUUGAAUGGUUCCGGCGUAGCACUUUCCACCAUAGCUGUUAGAGUAAUAAUCGGCCAAAACUUUGUUAAACAUCCUACUUCAGCAUUAGGAUUAGCUUCAUCAGGAGGAUGCGUAGCACCAUUUGCCCUUAGCCUAUUUCUAGAAAUGUUGCUUUUCAAUUACGGCAUACAUGGAGCAUUUCUCAUCAUAGGUGCCAUCAGUUUGCAUACGAUACCAAUCUCCAUGAUAUUCAGAAAGCCAUCAUGGCUGAAAGCUUCUAUCACUCUUUCUGAUCAUCAGGAUGAAGAUGUCGAUAAAAAUGUUUUACCAAUCCAAUUGCCAUAUGAAACAAACGACGUAGAUCGUAAAGUAGCACAGAGAUUUGGCCUAUUUAAAACUAAUUUAGAUAAAGAGAGAAAUUUUCCAGAUCUUUCGUUUUUAAGAAAACAUAGAGAUGUAGUCUUUCAAAUAUUUGAAACAGAAAAUAAGACAUAUAAUAAUUUCAAUUUUCCAUCAAAAUGCAGUUUAGAUGAAUUGGAAGAUAUUUAUUGUCUAGUUGAAGAGUAUUAUGAAAUUCUGCUUUCUAUUCAAGGUUCGCAAUUUCUUGAAGGUAAUAAUUAUUGUGAGAAGUCUGGAGAAAGCAGAAUGGAAAGAUUUAGUAUUCAAGAUGCAGAGAAUGUUGUAUCAGAUCCACUUUUAGAACAAAGAAAUAGUAAAGUCAUAGGAGAAAAUUUACCUAAACAUAUAUUGAUGAAAUUGAGAUACAUCAGAAAUAAUCAGACAGAAAUUUUCCUUUCUUUCCCUGAAGAAAUUAAAUCAAAUAUUGCAAAACUAUUACAAGAAAUGAAUAAACUUGACUCUUUCGUGCAGAAAAUUGUUGAUAUCGACAGAGAAAUAAAUGGCGAGGAUUAUAGCGACCUGGAGACAGAGUUGGCUCUUUCAGUGGAUACUACUCCAACAAAGCAGCAUGAACACAGUCCAAAUUCCCUUAAAGGACUCUUAAAAACGUUAUUACUUCUUUACAGCAAACCUUUGUUUCUGAUUCUCACAGUAAACAGAGUAAUUUCUUUUAUUGGAACACAUUCAUUAUUUACUAUUAUUGUGGAUUUCGUCAUGGACAAAGGUUUUACUGAAGGAGAUGGAAGGCGUGCUUUGGUUGUCACAACUUUGGGGGAAGUGAUUGGUAGAUUAUGCCUCGGCUGGGUGACUGACAACGGUUAUGUAUCAGUGCCUAAAUAUAUGUUGCUUGUUACUGUAAUACGUAGCACAGUCACUAUUUAUUUACCUUUUAUAAAUUCAUAUACCAACAUGUUGAUAAUGCUGACCGCCAUUGGUGUUCUCCAAGGUUCCGUGUAUGUUCAGUUGUACGGUAUAGUGUCAAAAUACAUGGAAAGUCAUGAAAAGUCUGUAGCCACGGGUUGUAUAAAUUUACUUCCUGGUCUUCUGGGAUUUGGGCUUCCAGCAUAUAUUGGUUACUUUAGAGAUACAAUAGGAAGUUAUUAUUAUAUAUUUUAUAUUAAUGGUGCUUUCGGAUUGAUUUUGGGAUUACUGUGGAUUUUGAGUUCUUACUUGCCUGGAACUCCCUUUAGAAAGAGCUGUUAACAGAAAAAAAAAAUCAGCAGACGUAGUGUGAAAAAAACAACCCUGAAACAACGCAUUUAAUGGAUUUCGCUGAUACUACUUAAACAGAUUCAGAUGAAAAUUGAUAAAUAUAACGAUAAAAGCACAAAAUAUUGAACGAAAGCUAUGCAAGAGCAAAACAAGUUUUGAAGAUAAAUGAGAUAUGGAAUUACGAGAAGCAAGAUUCGAAUUUAAGACAAAGUUUCGUAAUUUUAAAGUGAUUUUUUAAAUUACAAUAUACAUUUUUGAAGCAAGAAAGAUUUUAACUUAAACAGAUAAGUCUUAGUUCUCAACUGAUUUCAAUGGAGAUUGUUUUCAUGGCGUCACAAGACUACAACAAACAUAAAUACACGCUUCAUCCAACAUCUGGCAAUAUGUUACUUGAAUUGUAAUGAAAAUAAUUUUCUCCUAUAAAACAUGGAAUGGAUUUCAAUUGAAUGAUGUAUAAUAACUUUGGUUUUAUAUACAUGAUUUGCUUCUAGUUAUAUAAGCUAUUUUUAAUUCCAUCUAUUGGAGUAUCUCUUAAUUUUUGGUGUUUUUCCUAAUAAAAACCUUGUGGGAAUCUGAAAAUGGAACUACGCAGAAACAACUAUUUUAUUGGUAUCUUAUAAUUUUAAUUUAACAUGAUAAUAUUGUCACAUUUUAGUUUGGAUCCGGUGUCCUAAUGGUUAGAACACUACUCUACCAUACGAGAGGACCCGAGCUCACACCCAAGAACGAUUGUUUACAUUUUUCAUGCAUUUAAUUUCUGCGCAUUUAAUACAUAUAAAUAUUCUCCCUGGUUGAGUGUUCUAGAAUAUUCCUCUAGGUGUAUAAAAAGACUACAGCUGAAUAAAAAUUCAGUGGUAGUGUCGUCCGUGUAAAGUACUACGGCAAAAUAAAUCUGUUUUGAAAUGA
Messenger RNA from Argiope bruennichi, 2961 nucleotides. RefSeq lists its product as uncharacterized. Gene Ontology annotation, molecular function: monocarboxylic acid transmembrane transporter activity. Gene Ontology annotation, biological process: transmembrane transport. NCBI's taxonomy places the organism in Eukaryota, Metazoa, Arthropoda, Arachnida, Araneae, Araneidae. The transcript is spliced from 5 exons. The coding region runs from base 76 to 2046 and encodes 656 amino acids. The record is from RefSeq and is a predicted model, not a curated record.